GUUGUGUUGUCGUCAUAAUAUGUGAAAAUUCAUAAUGGAUUUUGUAAGCGAAGUCGAAAAUUGUCCCGAGAGGACACGAAAAAUGGCUCCGAACGUGACGGACGUGAACGGUGUGCUGUUCGAGAGUGACGCAGCAACCCCUGACCUUGCCCUUGCCAAUGCCCCGGUCCAGCAGGCGGACAACAGCCCGAGGAUAUACGUGUGGCGCAACAUCAUCCUAUUCGCGUAUCUUCAUAUCGCGGCGCUGUAUGGCGGCUACCUGUUUCUGGUGUCAGCUAAAUGGCAAACGGAUAUUUUUGCUUACUUCUUGUAUGUGGCAUCUGGGCUGGGCAUAACAGCGGGCGCCCACAGGCUCUGGGCCCACAAGUCCUACAAGGCUAAGUGGCCGCUGCGACUCAUCCUUGUCAUCUUCAACACCAUCGCAUUCCAGGACUCUGCGAUAGACUGGGCGCGCGACCACCGCAUGCACCACAAGUACUCGGAGACCGACGCCGACCCCCACAACGCGACCCGCGGGUUCUUCUUCUCCCACAUCGGGUGGCUGCUCGUUCGCAAGCACCCUGAACUCAAGCGCAAGGGCCAGGGGCUGGACCUUAGUGACCUGUAUGCUGAUCCUAUACUUCGCUUCCAGAAGAAGUACUACCUAAUCCUGAUGCCUAUAGCCUGCUUCAUCCUGCCGACGGUCAUCCCGGUCUACCUCUGGAACGAGACCUGGACCAACGCGUUCUUCGUGGCCGCGCUCUUCCGCUACGCCUUCAUCCUCAACGUCACCUGGCUCGUCAACUCCGCCGCCCACAAGUGGGGCGACAAGCCCUACGACAAGUCCAUCAAACCCUCGGAAAAUAUCUCCGUCUCCCUCUUCGCUUUCGGAGAAGGUUUCCACAACUACCACCACACUUUCCCCUGGGACUAUAAAACGGCGGAACUCAGCAGCAACCGACUUAAUUUUACAACCAAAUUCAUUAACUUCUUCGCAAAAAUCGGCUGGGCUUAUGACAUGAAGACGGUAUCUGAUGAGAUCAUCCAGAAGAGAGUCAACCGCACGGGAGACGGGACCCACCAUCUAUGGGGGUGGGGCGAUAAGGACCACUCCAAGGAAGAGGUCAACGCGGCUGUCAGAAUAAACCCUAAAGAUGAUUAAAUAUUAAUAUAGAGCUUCCUUUUACGGUCUGAUUUAACUUAAGUUUUUUAACUUGCAGACACUCAAGGUCUGUUUUUAAUUCCAUAAGAUUUAAAAUGUAAUUUUAUUGGAAAUGACUUCAAAAUUACAUAAAAUGUCGUAUCGGUCUUUAGGAAUGAAAAACACACUAGUAAAGUAUAUGAGAUGCAACUUGGUGAGUGAUUGCGAUUUAGAAUAGUAUCUAUAGAAUUGUGUGAUUGCUUCUGAUACGUGGCUUUGUGAUAACACAUCAGUAUUAUAGACCACAUAUUGAAUUUGCUUUUAUUUAUAUUUUAUGAGAAAAGGCUCAUAAAAGUUGAGGAUUAACACGUUCUUGUCACUGUGGUUGCACUGUGCAUCUGAUGUAUGCGGGACUGACCUAAAGAGAUUGAACAUUUUGAAUUUGUAUUAGGAAUGCGAACGUGUUAAGAAGAUACCUCUUUUCAAUUCAAUAAUUAUUGAGCAUUAACAUCAAUCCACUUUAUAGCAUAUGAUUUCAUUCAUUAAUAACGUAAUAGAUUUAUAAACGCCUACAACCUGUUUUUGUAGUAAAAAACGUAUUUUGUACUUCAUUUUACCAGUUCAUUUUAUUUAGUAAAACUUUCAGUUAGAUUCCAGCAUUAAAUGUGUUAUGAAACAAAAAUCAUAAUAGUCUUAAUGCGUUUCUUAAUUAAGGUAAUUUAUUUUAUUCCAUUGUCAGGAGCUAGUUUGGCUUACGUCAAGUCCCUGAGAUUCGUUGAAUUUGUGGUUAUUUUAUACGUCGAAAUGUGUUUUUUUUUUAAAUAAAUUUUUGCUCUUCUGAGAUUCAGAAGCAAUAGUUAUAUCCUGAAUUUGAGAUCUUCCAUUGUUCAUUAAGAGACAAAAUUAAAAUUUGAAUAUGUACCUGCAAUGUUUUGUAUGCUAGCAUGGUAGCACAAAGAUUUAUCAAUGCAUUGUCUGCCAAUCAAAUUAAUCUCAGAGCCAAAUCAACGAAAUUGCUAAUGAUUUUUAACAGAAUGUAGUUUUUCAUGUAAACGGGUAAAUAAUUUUAAUAUCCCAGUAAUUUAUUUAUGGCAGAGUUCAUUACACGUAAUGAUCAAGUUUUGUUUAAUAUUAAGGAUAUGUGGUAUAUAAUAAGUUUUGUAAUUUAUGCAUAUUGUAUGCACGAAGAGAUUUGAGCUUCACCGAACUUAGCUGGCUCUAAUUCGGUGGUAUUUUUUUAACUUCGCUCAUUUUAAAGACUCAACUGCAUUUUAUAUGUGUAUCUGUAAUAUACAUAUAUUAUAAAGAGAUUAUAUAAGCAAAUAUUUCUAACUUGUAAGUUUUAUAUAAAAAGUAUAGCUUAGUGCAGUUGCGUCUUUAUUAUUUGAGAGUUGAGAGCGAGUAUUUGAUACAAUAUGUAUUGGACUGAUGUGUGAAGAUGUUUGUGAUAUUAGAGUACCAUUUAGAGCAACGUUGAUAUGAAACUGCUACUCAAAGAAAUGUAUAUUUUUACCAGCCCUAUAUUAACUUUCCAUGUAUGUAAUGAAAUUUAUAAGCAAAAAUAUCAAGAAUUAAUACCAGAAAAUAGUAUACAUUUCCCUACAGUCAAAUAUGUAGUAUCUAAGUUUUUCUACAAUGUACUAACAGUAACACAAUUUAACUACCAAAGUUGGCUCUUAUGUAUUUGAAAUAUGCUAUACGAUAUUUCGGUUUACCUCCUAAGUCCCGGUGUCCUUUUAUAAGAGCAAAAUUAAUGCUAAGUUUGAACUAAAAUGACACUGAUACUUAGGUGUGUUCAUGAUGGUGUUGUAUUUAUAUAAAUAUUGCAUUGUAACUUAAACUCAGGGGCCAAAUUCGACACGUACAACUGUCAGAUUUCGCGUCCACGUCAAAUCAACAGUUGAUUUUAUUGCAUACUGAGUGUUGAUUCCAUCAACGGUGGAUAAUAUCAUUUGGUACAACCAAAACUCAACUCUAAACUAAGGGUGGUUCGGUUUGGUUUGCUUGUCACCCUAACUGUGGAUUGUUAAUGUCAAAUUUUGACAUUGUACGUAUUCGAGAACGUAUGAUUUUUUACACAUUAACGGGAGAUCAACACGAUACGUCAAACGUCGCUUGUCGAAUAGGGGUCCUGGUCAUAAAUGACAAGAGCUAACCCAAUAGUGGAUACGAAGUCAUACAAAUAUGGCAGUUACAAUAUUCAACUCUAUUGACAGCUAUUAAAGUACAAAUUUAAACAAAUCAUUUCAAUUUAUAUGGCACGCAGUAAAGGGCUCAUACCUAUUUGUUUCAUAUCAACGGGCUGUAUAUAAUAUAAUUAAGCAGAGCUAAUAGCACAUGCACGUAUCCUCCGGGCGUCGCCCAAACUUAACGCACUAGACUCGGUGUUGUGAGUCUGUCUCUUUCAUUUAAGUAUGUCGUAGACAUAGUCUUGUUGUUCUAUGUUAACUAAAUUUUAAAACUAUAA
Molecule: messenger RNA, 3587 nt
Organism: Cydia fagiglandana
Lineage: Eukaryota; Metazoa; Arthropoda; Insecta; Lepidoptera; Tortricidae
Gene: DESAT4
Product: acyl-CoA Delta-9 desaturase-like
Exons: 5
Coding region: 35-1141 (368 amino acids)
Biological process (GO): unsaturated fatty acid biosynthetic process
Cellular component (GO): endoplasmic reticulum membrane
Molecular function (GO): stearoyl-CoA 9-desaturase activity; iron ion binding
Source: RefSeq, a predicted model, not a curated record